Messenger RNA from Brenthis ino (lesser marbled fritillary), 1401 nucleotides. The record is from the annotation of a GenBank genome assembly. NCBI's taxonomy places the organism in Eukaryota, Metazoa, Arthropoda, Insecta, Lepidoptera, Nymphalidae.
AUGGCUCAAGCAAAUCAAGUGAACCUCGAUAUAGAGGAUGAACCGGCAGAAGAAAACAGUAAUCGUAAUAAUGCAAUACAUAGGAUGGAUUCAGUUUCCAGACCAUUGGCUCCAAAUAGAAGCAAUAUAGGCCUUGGAGAUCGUCUGAACAGUGUCUUUAGAGAAAUUAGGCCUCUCGUGGAACAUGCAAGAAUGGGAAAUAAUGCCCGACUAUCCCUCCCAACGUGGCUUCCAAGAAAUCCACCUGGCACACACCAAGCCGGAGAGGGUCCACAACGUCCACAAAGUUCUAUAGCUCAUGUAAAUUUAGGACCUACUUCCCAAACAUACAUAGUUAAUGAUAGGGGUACAGCUAUAACACAAAGAAGUACAAGUCAAGGCAUGAGUAAUAGUGCAUCAAAUGAUUCAAAUUUAUCAGAACAAGCCGAAGAACAGGCGGAAAUAAAUAUUUCGGUGAAUCCAUCAAAUAAUAAUAAUAUUCAUGAUAAUGCAGAUAAUGAUAGCCAGAGUGAGGAUGGAACUCAGCAGGUAGUAGAUGUAAGGGCAACUUUAAAUCUGCUGCUCCGCUAUGCUCCUUUCUACUUCAUACUGUUUGUAAAGUAUUUAUACGACAGUCGGGAAGGUAUUAUUACUUUCAUCAUAUUACUAUGCACAUUCCAUCACAGUGACAGCAUUGUUACAAGAGAAAAUGGCAAACAAAUGAACCGAAGCUUGGUAUCAUUAUUUAGUGAACUCACAUUUACAACCAGUUGCAUUUUAAUAGUACACUUCUUAUUUGGGCAUGGAAAGUUAUUACCUAAUGUGGUAAUGUUCCCGAGCUACACAGAUCCCAUAAGUGUAUGGGAGUUGCUGUGGCUGGUUGUGUUGACGGACCUCAUAGUGAGAAUAAUCACUGUGAAUCUCAAGAUAUUGAUUACAAUGAUGCCAGCUUUCAUUUUGCCAUUCCAGAAAAGGGGUAAAGUAUAUUUAUUCACAGAAGCAAUGUCGCAGCUGUAUCGCAGCCUGCUAACGGUACAGCCUUGGGUUUUCUAUUUAUUGGAGUCGUACGAGGGCUCAGAGAAAAUGGUUGGCAUGUUCCUUACAUGUAUAUAUGGAAUUUCAAAGCUUUUUGAACUUCUAUUUAGAUUGAGAUUGCUUAAGCAUGCUGUUUGGACGCUUUUGCAGAGUGUGAAUCUAGGCACCAAGCCGACCUGCGAACAACUGGUGUCCGCCGGUGACUCCUGUCCCAUAUGUCACGACGACUACACAACCCCAGUGCGUCUUGGCUGUAGCCACAUAUUCUGUGAACUCUGCAUAGCCGCUUGGCUGGAUAGAGAACACACUUGUCCACUAUGCCGUGCCAAGGUCGCAGACGAACCAACUUGGCGGGACGGAUCCACUACGUAUGACUUUCAACUUUAU